This is a messenger RNA of Yamadazyma tenuis ATCC 10573, 1641 nucleotides long. RefSeq lists its product as uncharacterized. The record is from RefSeq and is a predicted model, not a curated record. Lineage: Eukaryota; Fungi; Ascomycota; Pichiomycetes; Serinales; Debaryomycetaceae. Gene Ontology annotation, molecular function: protein heterodimerization activity. Gene Ontology annotation, biological process: transcription initiation at RNA polymerase II promoter. Gene Ontology annotation, cellular component: transcription factor TFIID complex.
AUGGACGAGAAAGAAUCAACUUCGUCACCAGCGCCGACACACUCUCUGGCCCUGGCUAGCGGUAGCACGGUGCCUGCUGGAGAUACGUUGGGUCAACGCCGCCGCAUGUUGAAUGAUGAGACCUUACAGCUUCUCAACAAUCCGGUUUCUCACUAUGCUCGCACGCCGAUGGAUUUCCAAGUUGCAAAGUUGAUUGGUAUUAUUCUAGAGACCCAGGGGUUCAGCGUGUCGGCAGAGUUCUUGGACGAGCUCACAGAUCUUGCCUUGAUAUACUUACACCAAACAGUCGAUGGAAUCAAGAAGUUUACUGAGAUUCAAAGAAGAACAAAGCCCUCGUUGAACGAUAUAAGAUACUCGUUCAAUCUACGAGACAUCGAUUAUUCCGACCUUUACCGACUGGGAUUGGUUGGCAAGAAGGUCUACAACCUUCUGAAAGUACACAUCGAUGCUGUCAAUCAGGAAAGCUUACAGAAGUUGGUAAGUCUACAACAGGUGUCAUUUGAGCCUGAAAGUGAGCCGUUUUUCAUGAACCAAACAUACGAAAUCACCAGCUUGGUGCCCCGCCAUGUUGCCAAACCCAACUAUAUCCCCAGCUACUUUCCGGACUUCCCGCCAGACUACACAUUUCAAAACACUGCCAAUUACAGGGAUACCUUGACAGACAUGGAGAAGUUGAGGGUCAAGUUGGUGCAAGAGUCAAGGCUCACCGAGAAGUCUUUAUACAAUUUGAUCGAAGAAGACGUCAAAUAUGAUACGCCCAUGAGCGAAGACACCGAGUUAGAUAGUAUAAUGAGUCUGGAAAUGGAGACUCCAGGACCCCGGUUCGAAGAGCACAAACCCCCUGAGCUUCCCGAGUACGCUGACGACGCUGACGAUAACCCCGAUGGGAUUAUACAAGCGGAGGCCAAGAAGCAGCCUGUAGCCAGUGAAAAGCCGUUUGACGUGUUGGCAUAUGCUCAGAAAAGGUUGGAGAUAAAAGCACGUCGACUGCAAGAAAUCGAACAGACUCGCAAGAAGCGGGCCGCCAACAUAUACCUCCAAGCGGAGACGUACUACUCACCUUACGGAACAGAGUCUAUCACCUUGGAGAAACAGAAGGAGUUCGAUGGACUUAUUGAAAAGGAUCUCCAUCUUGCAAUGGUGUCCGUGAAGGCUGGAAUGGAGAACCAGAAACUUCAUAUUCAAGAGAUACUAGCCGAAAGGGCUAAGUUGGAGAAGCAAAGAGAAGCGGCCAAAGCUGCUGAUACCAUCGAAUUUGGCUUCAACUUCAACAACAACAGCAUUGACAGUGAUAGUGAUAGUGAUGCUGAUGGCGAAGACAUGCAAGAAAUACUCUUUGGAACUGAUACCAAAGAGAACUCCUUUCCCACCGAUAGGGAGACGAAAUCGCCCGAGUCGUCCAUGCCUCCAUCGUUUACUCCAUCUUCAGGGGCACUUGCUCCGGAGUCCUCUAUACCUGGGGCAUCUCCAGAACCCGAGCUUAAACUCAAGCUCAACUUCUCAGCCCCUGCUUCAACAGCCUUUGAGGCCCCAGAAAUCAGCUCUGAUGAUGAUGAGAUGGACUUUGAUGUUCUCGAUGGCUUGGGGUCUCCACCUCCUCAAAUGGCCAUAGACAAGCCUAGCGAUGGCAGCGACGCUUAA